AUGGAAUCUUAUUAUUCAUCUUCUGCUUAUAUUUUAUAUGAAUAUUACAAUUUUGAAGAUUCCGAAUAUCAACAAUUUCAACAACUUCAACAAUUUCAACAAUUUCUACACUAUCAACAAUAUCAACAAUAUCCACAAUAUCCACAACCUCAACAACCUCAAUUUCAUUAUUCUCAAUAUUCUCAUUAUUCUCAACAUUCUCAAUGCCCUCAAUAUCCUCAACAAUCUCAACAACAACAUCAGCAACCUCAGCAACCUCAUCAACCUCAGCUGCAUCAACAACAACAACAAUAUCAUCAAUUCACUCGUACGCUUGCAACAAUGGUUGUAAAUGAUGGUAUUAGAUACGAUUAUACAACCGUUUCAGUCUCUAACGAAAUGGCGGAUUCUGCCAUAAAAAUAAGUAAUCAAACAAAUUUGAAUUCUAUUUAUAUAAAUGGAAUUCUAGUAUGUCAAUAUUAUUAUACAAAUAAUGUAUAAUAAUUUAUGUUUUUAAAAUUAAUUUAGGGUUCUGUCAUUCAUUAUAGUUAUUUAACCCUUUAAUUAAUUAAUUCAUUAUUACCGUAAUCCUAAUCCUAAUC
Rhizophagus irregularis DAOM 181602=DAOM 197198 is the source of this 581-nucleotide messenger RNA. RefSeq lists its product as uncharacterized. The record is from RefSeq and is a predicted model, not a curated record. NCBI's taxonomy places the organism in Eukaryota, Fungi, Glomeromycota, Glomeromycetes, Glomerales, Glomeraceae.